This is a messenger RNA of Histoplasma capsulatum G186AR, 2789 nucleotides long. RefSeq names its product phosphotyrosyl phosphatase activator. NCBI's taxonomy places the organism in Eukaryota, Fungi, Ascomycota, Eurotiomycetes, Onygenales, Ajellomycetaceae. Gene Ontology annotation, biological process: mitotic spindle organization. Gene Ontology annotation, cellular component: cytoplasm; nucleus; protein phosphatase type 2A complex. Bases 90 to 1559 code for a protein of 489 amino acids. The record is from RefSeq and is a predicted model, not a curated record. The transcript has 4 exons. Gene Ontology annotation, molecular function: protein tyrosine phosphatase activator activity; peptidyl-prolyl cis-trans isomerase activity.
CACAUACUUCAAUUAAUUACCGUACUCCAGGACACCAACAACCUGGAAAAUAAGAACAGAGAACUGUGCGUGUAGCCAAUGCUCUUGUGAUGGCCGCCGAGGCAUCGUUCUCCACACCUUACCUCCAACACCUUGACCCCUCACAGCCACAUACCUUCGAGCUCCCCUCCAAGAAGAUAAAUGAGGGUAGCGAUGUCUCCAUAUUCCUUACCUCCCUUGGCUAUAGGGAUAUCAUGACUUUCAUCCUACAACUUAACCGCGCCAUGGUCCCUUCGAAAAUCACGGAGAAAGAUGGCUCCCAACGCGUGCAAACCUGGCCCCUCAACUGUGAUGCGGUUGAGUUCUCAGAGCCCGUCCGGCGUCUGCAGUCAUUACUUUCGAAGAUAGAUUCGAUAAUCGAUGAAGUACCUCCGGACACAGGUCCGAGACGUUUUGGAAAUGUUAGCUUUCGUAGAUGGUGCGAGGAAGUGGAACGGCGAGCGCCGGAGCUGAUGGAUGAAUGUUUACAGCCUGAAGUUCUGCAGCACGGGGCCCAGGGCCUCGAUUCGUUAUCUGCGAAGGAGGAGCUUAUAGCUUAUUUCAUGGGGAGCUUUGGGAGCCAACAGAGGCUAGAUUAUGGAACAGGGCACGAGCUGAGCUUUGUGGCCUUUUUGGGUUGUCUAUGGAAGCUCAACGGGUUCCCGAAGGCUGGGGCUGGAGUGGAGGAGAGGGGGAUUGUUUUAGGUGUCAUUGAACCUUAUCUUGAGUUGAUUCGGCGCCUCAUAAGGACAUAUACCCUCGAACCUGCUGGUUCACAUGGUGUCUGGGGUCUUGAUGACCAUUCUUUUCUGCCUUACAUCCUUGGAUCUGCACAAUUCUGUCCUCCAAUAUCAGAGUCAGACCAUACUCCUACUGAGGGCUCAUUGCAGACCGCGCCGGAACCAGCUACCGUGGCAAAAGCGAAUAUCGUGGAGAAGGAGCCUAUUGGAUUUAUAUACGAUGUUAAAAGGGGUCCAUUUUGGGAGCAUAGUCCUAUGCUUUACGACAUUUCAGGGAUUAGAGAUGGCUGGGGAAAAAUAAACAAGGGCAUGAUCAAAAUGUAUAAUGCCGAGGUCCUCUCCAAAUUCCCCGUCGUCCAACAUUUUCCCUUCGGUUCCCUUUUCCGCUGGGAACAUGACCCCACGGCUGUAGCAGUAGCUCCGUCCGUUCAUCUCUCCAGCAGACCAGAAAGGCCGGGCGAAACGACCUCUCCAGGUUCCGUUAAGCCCACAGUUGGAGAACUCCAUGGAACAAAGGCUCCUUGGGCGAAGCCCGCAGCUGACACGGGCGUCACUUCUAUCCCUGGCAUGUCCGCACCCUCCGCCCCGGUGCAGCCUAGAGCUAGACCCCCGCGUGCCCCCCCAACAGCUACAACCGCAGCGCCGUGGAGCAGCAAUCGAGAUAGAGACACUGCUGGGAAAUUCUCAUCACCUGAUCCAAACCUACCAACUAGAGCUCCUUGGGCGGGAACAGGAGGAGGGGCAGGCCCAAACAUUCCAACAAAGGCACCUUGGGCGAAAGAACCUGCUGCUGGUCAAUAAUGAGCUGUACUGCAAGUUCAAUCCUGGCAACCGUAUGGCAUGUCCUUGCGAGAAGUCUGCGGAGUCGUACGACGAGAUUCGCUUUUAUUAUAUUCUGUGGAGUAUUGACGAGCUUAGUUAUGAGUAAAUGACUGAUGAAUGGUUUCAUGUACGAUAACGAUGUGAAGUAGAUUGGUAAUAAUCCAAGGCGUUUCCUAAAUUGAUACGUAUGAAGUUCAUGAUUCGUUGAUCUAAAUAUACAUUUGCCAAAGCCAAAAAUACUCGGGGUAUCACAUGAGUUGAAGGAAAAUAAGCAAUAAGAAAAGACAUAUACCAAAGUAUGAGGAAAGAAAGGGAUCGAGCAUAUUCCAGUUAUUCGGAAUCAUCUGACCACUCAUAUCCCACCAGGGGUGUGGCCGAUGCUACUCGUCGGGGGUUGGAGGCUUCCUCAUCUGCGUCCGUAGCCGUUAACUGCGGUGGCCCAAUCACAUUCACCAUGUUCGGAAUAUUGCUAUUAUGACAAUCCUUAUCAUCGGAGCCGUCGUGUUUCCGUUCUUGUUGCGGUCUAUUCCCGGAGGACACCCCAGCGGUAGAUUCGAGCAUCUUUCGCCGCUUAACCCCAGGGGUCCAAUCUGAAUUGUCAUCCAGCAAAAAAGGGUCAAUAGCCGCCUUCGUAUUUCCACUUAACUCUUUCUGUAACAGCGCCUUCCGCUCUGCUGCAAUAGCGUCUGGUUUCUUUGGACGCUUUUCCUUUUUUGCCCGUCCUCUAUCCGGAGGGGUGACCGGAAGCGACUUGGUCUCAAAUAGUGGCUUCGAAAUCGCAUGGCGAACAAUCGCUCCACCCGCGGCAUUAUCGCCUGCAGGGGCGAAAUCCACCAUUUUUGCCCUCAACCGAUCCCCCUCAGACUCCUCCAACAACUCAAUCCCCAAACUCAUCCUAUCCUGCAGCGCCUUCGUAACUCCUUGCGCAGCCUCCCUCCGUUUCCUUUCUGCCCGAAACACCCUCCGCAGUCUACGUGACUGUUCAUACGGAUCCUCCCAAUCACGCUCCUGCCGUUUCAUCAAUUCCUCCAUGCGCGCCUUCUCCGUCAUAACUCGUUUCUGAUCCGCCACUUUCCCCUCGAGUUUCGAAAACGCAUCCUUCUCUGUAGAGUUACCCGAGCCAACAUCAUGGGGUAUCCGUAACGUAAUUUCUCCGUCCUCCUCGUAGCCACCUUUGUCCAACUCACCCGUAUCCUUCCUUCGCCCACC